AUGGUUAGGAGGAACCAAGAUGCUGAUGAGGUAGUUCGAGAGGUUCAAAAUAACAACUUACUUGGCCAAAAUAACUUGACUAACAUGGUUGAAACGAUUUUGGCCCAAAAUGGCCUAAACACAGGGUGUCGAAGGCCAAAUUUUGUUUCUGCUUUUAAUGAAUACGUGUUACAAACAGAGUUGCCAAGGGGUUGGAAAGUCCCUAAGUACACUAAGUUUGCUGGGGAUACUAGUGAGUCCACUGUAGAACACAUUGCUAGGUACUUAGCUGAAUCCGGGAAUCUGGCAAAUAAUGAGAAUCUGCGAAUGAAGUAUUUUCCCAAUUCGCUUACCAAAAAUGCUUUUACUUGGUUCACAACCUUGCCUCCCAAUUCGAUUCAUAGCUGGGCCCAAUUGGAAAGAGUCUUCCAUGAACAAUUCUAUAUGGGCCAAACCAAGAUAAGUCUAAAAGAAUUAGCUAGUGUAAAGAGGAAAAACCAAGAGUCAAUUGAUGACUAUCUAAAUAGGUUUCGUUUACUGAAGUCCAGGUGUUUUACCCAAGUGCCUGAACAUGAGCUAGUAGAAAUGGCUGCUGGUGGCCUAGACUAUUCGAUUCGAAAGAAAUUGGAUACCCAAUACCUUCGAGACAUGUCGCAGUUAGCUGACAGAGUGAGACAGAUCGAAAUUGGUUUUAUUGAUUCUUAUGAUAAUGAAAUUGAUUAUGAAAUUGAUGAUGAAUACUUGGAAUUUGAGGAUAGUGAUAUUAAUGUGGCUGAAUUAAAGCAAGGCUGA
This is a messenger RNA of Trifolium pratense (red clover), 771 nucleotides long. RefSeq lists its product as uncharacterized. The record is from RefSeq and is a predicted model, not a curated record. Lineage: Eukaryota; Viridiplantae; Streptophyta; Magnoliopsida; Fabales; Fabaceae. Bases 1 to 771 code for a protein of 256 amino acids. The transcript has a single exon.